CCCUUUAAACUUACUCAGUGGUUCUUCUGCAUUGUGCCUGUAGCUGUUGUCAAGGUCAUUAGUGUGGAAGCCAACUCAAGUAAAGCGCCAAGAGAGAUGUGGCCUUUUCCUACAUUCGCAAGUCCUCUGAGGCGUUAUGGUUGCUAUCAUGGCCAAUCACUCUGUUCUAUUGCUGUAAAUACUAAGGCAAUAGGAUCCUAUACUACGCUGAUAAUAGUUUCCCAGUUGGAUGAUGAUGGGUUCAUCGAUUAUCCGUUCCCUAAUAGGAGAUGGAUCCCAGCAUUUAACGUCACUGGUUAUACCGUACAUGUAGGUGGUCAUGGAGAAUCGAUGACGGUUUGGAUGCUACCUGAUAAUUUGAGCAUUGGUGCUUACGAUGUGUACACUCAUGAUCCAGUACGGAGUGUACAUGAUGCAACAAAGUUUGGCGUGUUUUACGCAUUGCCGCCAUCAGCCAACUGU
Molecule: messenger RNA, 462 nt
Organism: Perkinsus marinus ATCC 50983
Lineage: Eukaryota; Perkinsozoa; Perkinsida; Perkinsidae
Exons: 3
Source: RefSeq, a predicted model, not a curated record